AUGUCUCUCAAGAAAGAUUCCUUCCCCUCGUCCGCCGCGUUCGACGCGAUCAACCAGACACUCCAGGGCGAUGCCGCCGAGCGCAAGGACGCCGUCAACAAGGCCAAGGCCGUUGUCGCCUUCAACCUGAAGAACUCCAGCGGCGAAGAGAAGAGCUGGUACCUCGACCUGAAGGAGAAGGGCGAGGUCGGCGAGGGCGCGGCCCCUCAGGGCGGCAAGGCUGAUGUUACUCUCUCCCUCUCCGACGAAGACUUCGCUCAGCUCGUCACCGGCAAGGCGAACGCCCAGCGUCUGUUCAUGGGUGGCAAGCUCAAGAUCAAGGGGAACAUCAUGAAGGCAACCAAGAUGGAGCCCAUCCUCAAGAAGGCCCAGGGCAAGGCCAAGCUGUAA
Penicillium alfredii is the source of this 390-nucleotide messenger RNA. RefSeq names its product SCP2 sterol-binding domain-containing protein. Gene Ontology annotation, cellular component: cytosol. The transcript is spliced from 3 exons. Bases 1 to 390 code for a protein of 129 amino acids. NCBI's taxonomy places the organism in Eukaryota, Fungi, Ascomycota, Eurotiomycetes, Eurotiales, Aspergillaceae. The record is from RefSeq and is a predicted model, not a curated record.